Messenger RNA from Dreissena polymorpha, 6380 nucleotides. Its product is annotated as DNA fragmentation factor subunit beta-like. The transcript is spliced from 8 exons. Gene Ontology annotation, biological process: apoptotic process; apoptotic DNA fragmentation. The record is from RefSeq and is a predicted model, not a curated record. Gene Ontology annotation, molecular function: DNA endonuclease activity. NCBI's taxonomy places the organism in Eukaryota, Metazoa, Mollusca, Bivalvia, Myida, Dreissenidae. Gene Ontology annotation, cellular component: cytoplasm; nucleus. Bases 23 to 1042 code for a protein of 339 amino acids.
ACUUCAUAACUUUUUUAUCGGCAUGUUCACCAGAUUCCUGUCUCUAUUUAAUGGGGGCAUGAGGGCAUAUAAGGUUCAAGACGUUAAACGGGAACGGCGCGUGGGUGUGACAGCGAAAACUUUUAACGAUCUUCUUGUGAAGGGCUGCGAGAAGCUACAGUUAGACCCGGAGACAGUGACUAUCGUUCUGGAAGAUGAUGGCACACUGGUGGACAGCAACACAUUCUUCCAGAAACUGCCUGCCCAGACAGUCCUUGUCUUCCUCAGAGAGGGCGAGAAAUGGGGUGGAGCGGGUGCGCUGAUCCACGACGCACUCAGCAAGCUGUACAACGUGUCCAGGAAGGCAGAGAUAGCCAGUGAGAUUAGAGAGCUGCUGGUGGGAGAGGGAUCCCCGGAGAAGGUGCACAUCAUCUCUCAGUAUCUGGAGAUGCUGCAGACAGACCCUAACGCCGAGUACAGAUAUGAGGAUGAGGACUGGUUUGAAGGUUUGAACAAAAAGUACAAGACAAAGCAAGAGGUGAUGCGGAACAAUGCACAAACACGCAUUCGUAGCUACUUUAACUCGGCUAAGGAACAAAUUGAGAAGGAGGUAAAGGAUCCAGAAACGAAAGAGAUUCUCACAGAAUGCCUCGACCAGAUGUCAAAUCGGCUAAAAAAGAACGACUUUCACGGGGGAUAUUUUGACCGUACCGCCCGGCCGGCAGAGCGCAUCUGCGACAAGCAAGGCUGGUUUCAGUGCCAGGGACCGUUUGACAGCGAGCGCUGUGACAGCUUUCACACAAUCAACCCGUACGCAUCGCGAGGGUACAGGCAGCUGUUUGGGCUGUGGAACCUGGACCAUGUCAUAGAGAAAUCUCGCGAGAUCCUUCCCACCCUGCUUCAGGCGGUGAAGGUGAAACAGAAACACGAGGAGGUCCAUUGGGAGCAUGUCUACAAGCUGCUGUUCACCAGAGACAACCUCAAACUUGUGCAGGUUGGGUGUCACAAGAAGGCCGCUAGAACGCAGACAUGUGACGUGCGUGACUUUCUUGUCUCCAGUUGAUGUUGGCUGUAACCUAGUGUAUGUGUGUGUUUGUGCGAAAACUGGGCUAAAUGCAUGUGCGGCCCAUAUUAGCGUGUGCAGGUGAAAAAAUAAUUCUUUAACAACAAAAAUUCUUAGGGGAAUCUUUUAGGCUGAAACUAUCUUGAGUUGAUUUGUUUUCAUUAGUAAGAAUUAUUAAGCAGUAUGGCCAUUUGAGAUUGAUAUGGUAGUCAAUUACCAAUGUUUAAUUGGGUUUGCUCAUAUUCUCAGGUUUUAGCUCAUCUGAGCCAAAUCCAAAAAAAAUGGGUUUUAGUAAUGAAAACUUCAAAAAUCUCCUCUGAGAUCUGUAAGGCCCAGAUGUCAAACAUUAUGUAUGUUAUGUCAUCUAACGGUCUGCGACAAAGUUUGUCCAAAUUAUGCCCCUCUUUUGCUUAUUUUACAUAGACUUGUAAAGGGAAAACCUUGGCAAAAAUUUUGGUCCGAAUUGGUCAAGCCCGAUUCAUUCAUAUUUGGUAUGAAGUACCAUUUAGAAGUCAGGAAUGUUAUAAGAUUAUAACUAGAAGGCACAUUUUGGAAUUGAGGCAAAUCUUUCGGAAUUUUAGGGGUGGGGGUGGUGUCAGAGUUUGUUAGCUCAUCUAUUUAUUUUUUUUAAAUUAUGAGCUAUUGUCAUCACGUCGGCGUCGGCGUCCGGUUAAGUUUUGCGUUUAGGUACACUUUUCUCAUAAAGUAUCAAUGCCAUUGCAUUCAAACUUGGUACACUUACUUACUAUCAUGAGGGGACUGGGCAGGCAAAGUUAGAUAAUUCUGGCUUGCAUUUUGACAGAAUUAUGUGCCCUUUUUAUACUCAGAAAAUUGAAAAUUUUGGUUAAGUUUUGUGUUUAGGUCCAUUUUAUUCCUUAAUUAUCAAAGCUAUUGCUUUCAUACUUGCAACACUUACUAACUAUCACGAGGGGACUGUGCAGGCAAAGUUAUGUAACUCUGACUGGCAUUUUGACAGAAUUUUGUGCCCUUUUUAUACUUAGACAAUUGAAAAUUUGGUUAAGUUUUGUGUUUAGGUCCACUUUUUUCCUAAAGUAUCAAAGCCAUUGCUUUCAUACUUGCAACACUUACUAACUAUCGUAAGGGGACUGUGCAGGCAAACUUAUGUAUCUCUGACUGGCAUUUUGAUGGAAUUAUGUGCCCUUUUUAUACUUAGAAAAUUGAAAAUUUGGUUAAGUUUUGUGUUUAGGUCCACUUUUUUCCUAAAGUAUCAAAGGCAUUGCUUUCAUACUUGCAACACUUACUAACUAUCGUAAGGGGACUGUGCAGGCAAAGUUAUGUAACUCUGACUGGCAUUUUGACGGAAUUAUGGGCCCUUUAUACUUGAAAAUUUGGUUAAGUUUUGUGUUUUGGUCCUCUUUACCCCUAAAAUAUCAUAGAUAUUGCUUUCAUUCUCGGAACGCUCGCACACUAUCAUAAGGGGACAGUAAAGGACAAGUUGCAUAACUCUGGUUGUCAUUUUUACCGAAUUAUGGCCCUUUUUUGACUUAGUAACAUUGAAUAUAUGGUUACAUUUUGUGUUCAGAUUCACUUUACUUCUAAAGUAUCAAGGCUAUUGCUUUUAAACUUUCAAUACUUUCAUGCUAUCAUGAGGGUACUGUACCUGGCAAGUUGAAUUUUACCUUUACCUUUGAAUGACCUUGACUGUCAAGGUCAAAUUAUUAAAUUUUGCUAAAAUUGCCAUUACUUCUUUAUUUAUGAUAAGAUUCGAUUGAUACUACGACAAAAGAACUCUUACCUGACAUACCACAAUUGAUUCCGUCCAAACCAUCCCUCCCCCGCCCCAUUAUUUUUUGUUAUAUUAAAGAUCAUCUAAUAAAUGACCACCACACCCUCACACUUUACCCCACCCCCACCCCAAAAAUUUUUUUUAUGCCCCCAGUAGGGUGGCAUAUAGCAGUUGAACUGUCCGUCAGUAUGUCAGUCAGUCUGUCUGUCAGUCCGAAAAAAACUUUAACAUUGGCCAUAACUUUUUCACUUUUUAAGAUAGCAACUUGAUAUUUGGCAUGCAUGUGUAUCUCAUGGAGCUGCACAUUUUGAGUGGUGAAAGGUGAAGGUCAUCCUUCAAGGUCAAAUGUCAAAUUUAUGGUGUCUGUCCGUCCGAAAACUUUAACAUUGGCCAUAACUUUUUCAAUAAUGAAGAUAGCAACUUGAUAUUUGGCAUGCAUGUGUAUCUCAUGGAGCUAAACAUUUUGAGUGGUGAAAGGUCAAGGUCAUCCUUCAAGGUCAAAUGUCAAAUAUAUGGCGUCUGUCCGUCCGAAAACUUUAACAUUGGCCAUAACUUUUUUUAAUAUUGAAGAUAGAAACUUGAUAUUUGGCAUGCAUGUGUAUCUCAUGAAGCUGCACAUUUUGAGUGGUGGAAGUUCAAGGUCAAGGUCAUCCUUCAAGGUUAAGAAAAAAAAAUUCAAAGCGGCGUACUCAUGAAGCUGCACAUUUUGAGUAGUGGAAGUUCAAGGUCAUCCUUCAAGGUCAAAGGUCAAAAAACAAAUAAAAAAUUUCAAAGCGGCAUUAUCAUGAAGCUGCACAUUUUGAGUGGUGGAAGAUUAAGGUCAAGGUCAUUCUUCAAGGUCAAGGUCAUCGUUCAAGGUCAAAGGUAAAAAAAAUAAUCAAAGAGGCGUUAUCAUGAAGCUGCACAUUUUGAGUGGUGUAGGUUCAAGGUCAAGGUCAUCCUUCAAGGUCAAGGUCAUCCUUCAAGGUCAAAGGUCAAAUAAAAAAAAAUUUAAAAGCGGUGUUAUCAUGAAGCUGCACAUUUUGAGUGGUGGAAGUUCAAGGUCAAGAUCAUCCUUCAAGGUCAAGGUCAUCCUUCAAGGUCAAAGGUGAAAAAAAAUAAAUAAAAAAAUUCAAAGCGGCGUUCUCAUGAAGCUGCACAUUUUGAGUGGUGGAAGUUCAAGGUCAAGGUCAUUCUUCAAGGUCAAGGUCAUCCUUCAAGGUCAAAGGUAAAAAAAAUAAUAUUUUAAAGCGGCGUUUUCAUAAAGCUGCACAUUUUGAGUGGUGGAAGUUCAAGGUCAUCCUUCAAGGUCAAGGUCAUACUUCAAGGUCAAAGGUGAAAAAAUAAAUAAAAAAAAUUAAACCAGUGUUCUCAUGAAGCUGCACAUUUUGAGUGGUGGAAGUUCAAGGUCAAGGUCAUCCGUCAAUGUCAUCGUUCAAGGUCAAAGGUGAAAAAAUAUAUAAAAAAAUUUAAAGCGGCGUUCUCAUGAAGCUGCACAUUUUGAGUGAUGGAAUGUCAAGCUCAUUCUUCAAGGUCAAGGUCAUCCUUCAAGGUCAAAGGUAAAAAAAUUUAUAAUAAUUUCAAAGCGGCGUUAUCAUAAAGCUGCACAUUUGAGUGGUGGAAGUUCAAGGUCAUCCUUCAAGGUCAAGGUCAUCCUUCAAGGUCAAAGGUAAAAAAAAUAAUAUUUUAAAGCGGCCUUCUCAUAAAGCUGCACAUUUUGAGUGGUGGCAGUUCAAGGUCAAGGUCAUCCUUCAAGGUCAAAGGUAAAAAAAAAAUAAAAUAAUAAUUUCAAAGCAGCGCAAUAGGGGGCAUUGUGUUUCUGACAAACACAUCUCUUGUUUUUUUCAAACAUGGUUAAAAAACACAAAUAUUUAUUUUUAUUAUUUUAUUUUUGAAAUACCGUCCAACCAUCCCACCCAAGAAUCCCCCCCCCCCAAAAAAAAAAUUUACUUUUUUUUGCUUUUUUUGCAUUUUUGGAAGAUAAUGUAAUAAAUGAUCACACCCCCACUCUUUACACCACUCUCCACUCCACCCCUUCAUCCUUUGUGAUUGAAAUCGAGAUAGGUCCCUACAUUUUUAAAAAUAAAAAUAGAUGAGCAGUCUGCACCCGCAAGGCGGUGCUCUUGUUUUUUAUUGAGAUGCACCAUUCUAGUAUUUGAUCAUGUGUAAACAGAUAAUUUUCCAUAGUUCAUCUAUCAAAAUUUACCACUCAAAUAUUUUAAUUUUGAAAAUGUAGUAUUUUAAUAAAUAUUUCAAUUGUUAAUGUAGAUGGGGGGGUCUGGGGGGCAUUUCCCUUAAUGACAUUUUUCUUUAAUGCUGGAUUCCAUUAUUUUAGCUUGUCUUAAUACACAUUAUGUUUCAUUUUAAAUAUCAACAUUUUAACAUUUUAUUUGUAUUUCAUUUUAAAUUUUCAAGGCAGUGUCUUGGGCAUGAUCCUCACAAACGUUUUGUCCCCUACUGGUUUCACCGAAGGGGACUUAUGGUUUGCGCUCUGUCUGUCAGUCUGUCUGUCAGUCAGUCACACUAUUCUGGAUCCUGCUAUAACUUUAAAAGUUCUUAAUAUUUUGUCAUGAAACUUGAAACAUGGUAAGAUGGCAAUAUGGACAUUAUGCAAGUCAUUUCAUUUUGUUCCUACGUCAAAAAUUCUGGUUGCUAUGGCAACACAUAGACUAGAAAUACUGCUGAAAAUGGUGGUUUUCUGGAUCCUGCGAUAACUUAAAAAGUUCUUAAUAUUUUUUCAUGAAACUUGAAACAUGGAUAUAUGGCAAUAUGGACAUUAUGCACAUCAUUUCAUUUUGUUCCUACGUCAAAAAUUCUGGUUGCUAUGGCAACAAAUUAAAAAUUCAAACAAUUCUGACAAUGAUGGAAUUUCUGACAAUGGUGGAGCCGGUAGGGGACAUAUAUUGCUUGGCAAUAGUCUUGUUUAUAAUGAAUCAUUCUUCCUACUAAAAAAACUCACUCUAGUGUAAUAUUCCUUCAACUUGAAUGUACUUAAAAUUAGGAAUUAUUAUUAUUCCGAGAAGAGAACAUUUGCUAAAUUAAAAUAAAUAACAUUUGUAAACAUAAUACCAUGUAAAACAUUAUAAAAACACUUGCACAUCAACAAAAGUAGAAGACCAAUGAAAGUUGUAAUCAUGCACAAAUAUUCCAACCUUUCUAAUGCAUUUUUAGGAACAGCUAAUUUGUUUUUCAAACACUACCCUAAAGGGUAAAACUUGGCCAGGCCCAGGGGAAUAAAUGGUUAAUAAGGACUUUAAUUAUGAAAAUAAGUUGACAAUUUCUUCUCCUUAACUCCAAUGUCCAGAGAUUUAAAAUUUGUAUGUAACAUCAAAUUGUAGUCCUCAACACAGUUGUAUGAUCAUCUUUUAUGGUUUCAAGUUGUCACUCUCUGGGGAAUUCUCUCUCUCUCAUAAUUGAUAUAGACUUGUGUAGAAAAAUGGCUUUAAAAUUUAUAUCUGAAACCACAAGGAUCCAAGACUUUAUAUUUGGUAAGUUACAUUAUAAGCUUUGAUAUUUGGUAUGUGACAUCAGAUGUAGGUCCUAUACAAAGUUUGUUCUAAUCAUGCACCUGGGGUCAAAACUGGACAUGCCCCAAAUAGUCACAAUAUUUAU